AUGGACCCGUUACAUGACAAAGUUUUGGCCAACAAUGAAACCAUACCUAAAGAGAUUGGUGUCCGCGAGCUCCGCGAUGCGAUCCCCGGUCAUUGCUUUCGCCCAUCCUACAUUGUCUCAUUAUGCUACUUGCUGAGAGAUAUCCUCGGUGUUGUGACGCUGGCAAUAUUGGCAGCAUUUAUACUUCCUCAAAUUACAAGCCCUUACUUCUACACGUUAUCAUGGUGUCUUUAUGGCUUCACCCAAGGCCUUUUCGGCACAGGUUUGUGGGUAUUAGCUCAUGAAUGUGGUCAUGGCGGGUUCUCCCAAAGCCAAUGGCUCAACGAUGCGAUCGGAUGGUCUCUCCAUUCAAUGUUACUAACGCCAUAUUUUGCUUGGAAAUCGACACAUCGCCGACAUCAUUUACACGCAAAUCACAUGGAAAGGGAUCAUCAUUAUGUCCCAUACCGUCGCGAUGCAUAUGCUGCCAAGUUGAACGUCGAGCAGAGUAAAUUAGAGGACUUGGCAGCUGAUACUCCCGUGGUCACUACAAUCCGGAUAAUUAUCCAACAGACCUUUGGGUGGCCUUGGUAUCUUCUCUUCAACUUGACCUCAGGCCCAGAGAGCACACACCCAAAGAGCCCUGGGCGAUGGUGGCAAAAUAGCCAUUUCGACCCCACCAGUUCAUUGUUUAGCCCCGGUGAUUACAUGUCUGUGAUUAUCUCAGAUAUUGGAAUAGGUUUGACUAUCAGCGGACUAUGGUAUUUAGGUAAUUUGUUCGGAUCAAAAUCCAUCAUCUUGUUCUAUGUCGUUCCUUGGCUGUGGGUGAACCAUUGGAUAGUUGCAAUCACAUAUCUUCACCACACUCAUCCAUCAUUGUCGAGAUAUGAGCAAGAUUCAUGGAGUUUCCUGAAGGGUGCACUUGCCACGGUUGACCGCGACUUUGGUUGGGUGGGCAGAUUCUUUUUCCAUAAUAUUAUUGAUUUCCACGUUAUUCACCACUUAUUUUCACAAAUACCCUUUUAUCAUGCAGAAGAAGCUACCCGGGCCAUUGUUCCUAUUUUGGGCUCUCGCUAUUACCAAGAUAAAGCCUCCUCGUUUGUAGGAGGGCUUUGGCAGGCGUUCACUGAAUGUCAAUGGGUUGAGCCUGGACAAGGUAAUUCCACAGGAAAUGGAGAGUUACGGUUUCAGAAAGGACCUUCCCCAGCCCCAGAGUACAAGAUGCGCCAUUGGAAAGAUAUCGCAUCAACAGAGUGCAAGGCUUGGAUGUGA
This is a messenger RNA of Penicillium hordei, 1251 nucleotides long. RefSeq lists its product as uncharacterized. Gene Ontology annotation, biological process: lipid metabolic process. The transcript is spliced from 4 exons. Bases 1 to 1251 code for a protein of 416 amino acids. Gene Ontology annotation, molecular function: oxidoreductase activity. The record is from RefSeq and is a predicted model, not a curated record. Lineage: Eukaryota; Fungi; Ascomycota; Eurotiomycetes; Eurotiales; Aspergillaceae.